UAUUAUUAAAUGAGACCCAUCCCAUGGUUUGUUAGAUUAGGCAUUGAUGUCACAAUUUUCACAGUCCCCAUAUUGAUGUUGGCAAGUACGAUGAUUUCUUAGAUUGUCUAGGUUAUCCAAGAUUGGGCACACAUUUCCUCAACAAUAGAAGAAGAAAAUACAGAAGAAGAAGUAAAUAAACCUUUUGAAUUUACAUAUAGAUUUUGAUGAAAUCUAAUACAGAAACGAUAGCACAUUGUCAAGUGAAGAAGUGAUAAACUUUAGAAAGACACUCGGAUUUCAGGACCUUAUUUGAUUUUGAUCAAACAUAUUAAUAAAUAAAUAAC
Messenger RNA from Paramecium octaurelia, 326 nucleotides. Lineage: Eukaryota; Ciliophora; Oligohymenophorea; Peniculida; Parameciidae. The record is from the annotation of a GenBank genome assembly.